Galeopterus variegatus (Sunda flying lemur) is the source of this 802-nucleotide messenger RNA. Its product is annotated as non-secretory ribonuclease-like. Lineage: Eukaryota; Metazoa; Chordata; Mammalia; Dermoptera; Cynocephalidae. The record is from RefSeq and is a predicted model, not a curated record. The coding region runs from base 143 to 616 and encodes 157 amino acids. The transcript is spliced from 2 exons. Gene Ontology annotation, molecular function: nucleic acid binding; RNA nuclease activity. Gene Ontology annotation, biological process: chemotaxis; innate immune response in mucosa.
GAGCCCUUCUGGUUCAGCUGGUCCCACCCUGGGUGCUGCUCUAUAUCUACAGUCCCACAUAGGACGAACUAGCCACCUCUGAGCCCCAGGACGACAAGCUGGGUUUGUUCUCACAGGAGCUGCAGCACAGAGACUGGGAAACAUGGUUCCAAAGCUGUGCGAUUCUCAACUUUGUCUGCUUCUAUUGGGGAUCCUGGGAAUACUUAUCUCAGUCCAUGCCCAGCCGGGUAAUUUAACCCGGGCUCAAUGGUUUAACAUCCAGCACAUAAACAUGGCCCACUCCCAAUGUAACAAUGCAAUGCUGGUAGUGAACAACUACAGAGGAAGAUGCAAAGACAAGAAUACUUUUCUUCAUACAACUUUUGCUGCUGUUGUUAAUGUUUGCGGUGCUUCAAAUACAACCUGCUUUAACAAAAAAACAAAUUGUCACAAUAGCUCAGUUCAGGUACCAUUAACCUACUGUAACCUCACUGGACCUCCAUCGCCUGUUGUUGCAAACUGCAGAUAUACAAAGACAACAGCACAGAUGUUCUAUAGAGUUGCUUGUGAGAAUAGAUCACCCCGGGACAAUGCCACAUAUCCUGUGGUUCCAGUUCACUUGGACUUGAUCUUCUAAGCUCCUGUACCAGCACUUUGUGCUGUCCUUCACCUUCCAGGCUCCACUGUCAUAGCCAAGAACCCACUCCUCCUUCCACCCUGGAUACCAGCAUCUGUCCUCAUCACGCCAGCCCCCAACAUCCUUCACAUUUGCUGAGCUGACUCACUUUGUCGACCUUGCAGUAAACUUCUUUGCAGAAUCAUC